Molecule: messenger RNA, 2733 nt
Organism: Ruditapes philippinarum (Manila clam)
Lineage: Eukaryota; Metazoa; Mollusca; Bivalvia; Venerida; Veneridae
Product: heat shock 70 kDa protein 12A-like
Exons: 7
Coding region: 164-1960 (598 amino acids)
Molecular function (GO): ATP-dependent protein folding chaperone; ATP binding
Source: RefSeq, a predicted model, not a curated record
UACAUGUAGUUUAAUUAUUUUCUUCUUUCGAUUUCAACCUUUAUGUAGUUUAAUUCGUAUUCGACAUUUUUAAAGAUAACAACUGUAUUUUGUUACGAUCAAACUUGACUGAUAUGAUAUAAUUUUUUAAUAUUCUUAUAUCGGAUUACAAAAAAGGUUAACGAUGUCAGGUGCAAAGGGAGGUACAAAGGGAGGACCAAAAAGUAAAAGCGGUAAACUGGUCGUUGCAGCUAUUGAUUUUGGUACGACCUACUCUGGAUACGCAUUCUCUUUUAAAAAUGACUAUAAUGAAAAUCCCACCAAGGUGUUUGCACAGACAACAUGGGUUGCGGGGUCAGCGGCCUUGAUAUCACUUAAAACACCGACAGUUCUGCUACUCAACAAAGACAAGACAUUCAAUGCUUUUGGUUAUGAAGCAGAAAACGAGUAUUGUCGACUAGCGCAAAAUGGGCAGCACAAGGAUUACUAUUAUUUCAGACGCUUCAAGAUGAUGCUCUAUAAUUCAAUGGGUUUGAAACGGGAUAUAGAAAUAACAGACGAGUUUGGUCAUAAGAUGAAAGCUCUUGAUGUUUUUGGCAUAGCUAUCAAAUACCUAAAAGGUCAUCUUAUGGGCAGUAUUAGUAACAAAGUGCAUGGUAUCCUUGAAAGUGACAUACAAUGGGUUUUAACAGUUCCUGCUAUAUGGAAUGACGGCUCUAAACAGUUUAUGAGAGAGGCUGCAGAAAAGGCUGGAAUAAAGAAAGAAAAUCUGAUUAUCGCCCUUGAACCGGAAGCAGCCUCGUUAUUUUGUAUGCAUCUUCCGGUUGACAAAAUAUCAAUGGAAGGAAACAUGACAGAAUCCAUGCGUAUUUCUCCUUUUUCUAAAGGCAGAAAAUACAUGGUAGUUGACGUAGGAGGCGGAACAGUUGAUAUAACGUUACAUGAAGUUGUGGAGUCAGACAAACUCAAAGAAUUAGAUUCAGCUAAUGGUGGCGCGUGGGGUGGUACAAGAGUAGACGCUGCUUAUGAAAACUUUAUCACGAAAAUUACAGGGGAAAAGUUUUAUAACCAAUUCAAGAAAGAGGCUACAGAAGAUCAUAUCGAUCUGCUCCGGGAGUUUGAAGCUAAAAAAAGAAGCGUAGUAGCUGGAAAAACCGGACUAGAGACCAUCAAAAUGCCCUUUCGUCUAGGAGAAUUAUAUGAAGAGACAACUGGAAAAACAUUUAAAGCUAGAAUCAGCGAGAUAGUGGAGUUUAAAGAUAAAGUCAAAUGGCAAGGUGAUAAAAUACGAAUUGAUUAUGGAAUGGUAAAGUCAUGGUAUGACGAAUCGUGUAGAAAUACAGUAGAACACAUCAAGAAAAUAUUUAAAGAGAAGCAGAAUCUGGGGAUCAACACAAUCUUACUUGUCGGGGGUUUUUCUGAAUCACCAAUGCUACAAGAAGCUCUAAGAUCAAACUUCAAAGACAAAAGAUUAAUUAUACCUGAAGAAGCUGGUUUGGUGGUAUUAAAGGGAGCUGUGAUUUUUGGACAUAACCCAAUUACCAUAGUGUCCCGUGUUGCAAAAUGUUCAUAUGGCAUCCGAGUAUAUCGUGAUUUUAAAGCUGGUGAACAUCUGGAAGACAAAAAGGUUCAAGUUGGAAAACGUUUUAAAUGCAAGGAUGCGUUUGCUUGUCACGUGAAGAAAGGUCAAGAGUUAGUUGUUGGUGAGGUGCAGUCGAACCAAAGAUACACGCCACUAGAAGCAGAUCAAAUGACACUGAUCUUCGAUUUAUACACAUCUACAAAGGAAGAUCCUCAAUAUGUCACGGAUGUAGACUGCUCUUAUUUAGGUCAGCUGGAAGUUGAAGUUCCGGAUCUUUCUGGCGGGAAAGAGCGAGGCGUCUUUGUGAAACUGAUUUUUGGCGGAACGGAAGUCGUUGUUGAGGGAGAAGAUGAAAAAACGAAAAAGGUUACAAAGGCAACCUUUGAUUUUUUGCAGUAGCUGUCUCGAUAUUGUAGGAUAUUGCUGCAAAUUGUUGUUACUUUGUGUUGUUUGUUUACAUGACAUAUGUAAUAUGCAUCUGCAAUUGUAGUUAAUACUUUUUCCUUCGAGCAUUAUCUUAACUUUACGAACUGUGACAAUCGUUAAAAUAAUGCUUUAUAAUGGAAAACGAAUACAACAAAAAUGCAUCAUUCUAUAGGGUGCAUCCAAAAGAACAUUGUUUGGUUUUAAAUACGCGUGACUGAGUAUGUGAGAGAGAGGUGCGAUAGAGGUCUUUGAUACCUUGAUGUUGAGUGUGUAGCCAUUUAAAUGCUAAAGGUGAGCGUCUUCCCAGAAAGAACGAUAGAUUAGUACUAUAGUAUCCUGGUGGCCUGAAUCAUGCUAAAUAUCUUGAAUGGACUUAUCCAUCUUUUAAUAUAGGCAAAUCCAUUUAUUAUUAAAAAAUCACAAAAAAACCAUUGACUCAAUAGCGAACAGCGCAGACCAUGAGCAGACAGCAUGGUUGCCGUCCCCGGAAGUGAAAAAAAUCUAAGAAUGCGCAUUCGGAAAGAUGAUGAUAACUCGUCAAGGGAGGAAACUAAGUUAUGGAAAAGGACUUAUAUAAGUAGAAUAUGUUCCCGGCGGCAGGCUAAGAGCUAAUAGGCGAAAAUGAUAAGACUGAAACUCUAGAUUAUUUCACUUAAAGUAGAUUGUAGUAUUGUGGAAAAUGAGAAAAUUCGUGCUGAAGUAACAUUUUGUGUAACGAAAUAUCAAAGUUUAAAUGUACAAAAAUA